GGAAAUGCUACGCGUGGAUGUUGUCUGGGUAAAAGUUAACUAUGGGUACGUGGUAGGUUAAAAAAAAAAAAAGACAAAUCCAUCCAUUCCAAGCCCUUUGUUUGGUGAUCCUGGGCCAGUUAUCUUGAGGAACAACGUUCACAGAGGCGGCUUGUAGCGGCUCGGACGCCCCGGCGGAUGGCUCCCCGAAGGCCGGACUCGGCGAAGAGAAGCGGCGGCGGUCGGGCCCCCGACUUUCGGAGCUCGGGCUCGGCGGCGCGCCGCCACUCCUCCGCCGCGGUGCUGCCGUCCGUGCUGACGUUCGUGGUGAUCGUCGCCUCCGGAGGCCUGCUGCUCAUGAUCGAGAAAGGAAUGCUCAGCGGCGUAAAGACACCUUCGCCCCGGGGAAGCAGGAGGCUGGACGUCGGCCGGCAGCACACCAGCCAACGAGAGCCUGCGGCGGAGGACGUGGAGUUGCAGAUCCUCCAUGACAUCCGAAACCGGACCCUGACGUCCAUGUGCAGCCAGAAGAACAUGCCGCACAGCCUGUGGUCGCUGACGCCGCAGCAAAGGAGGACGCUGCUGCAGCACGUGUUGGUCAACGACGAGUACCGCUUCCUGUACUGCUACGUGCCCAAGGUGGCCUGCUCCAACUGGAAGCGCGUGCUGAAGGUGCUGGGCGGCGCGCUGGAGAGCGUGGACGUCAAGAUCAAGAUGGAUCACAUGAGGGACCUGACUUUCCUGUCCUCGAUGAAACCGGAGGGCAUCCGCUACCGUCUGCAGCACUAUUUCAAGUUCAUGUUCGUGCGCGAGCCAAUGGAGCGCCUGCUCUCCGCGUACAGGAACAAGUUCGGCGAGAUCGAGUCGUACCAGCGCAAGUACGGGGCGGAGAUCGUCAAGCGUUACCGCAAGAACCGCGCCGGCAAGAGCUUGCGCAUCGCCGGCGACGACGUGACCUUUGCCGAGUUCGUCCGCUACCUUCUGGACGAGGACGCCGAGCGCAUGAACGAGCACUGGAUGCCCAUGUACAACCUGUGCCAGCCGUGCGCGUUGCGUUACGACUUCAUAGGCUCCUACGAGCACCUGGAGCGGGAUGCCGAGUUCGUGCUGCGCAGCGUCGGGGUGCCGCCGCACGUCAGCUUCCCGGCGAGGCAGGCGUGGUACAAGCCCGUGACGGCGGAGACGCUGCACUACUAUCUUUGCAGCCUGCCGCAGAAGCUUCUCAGGGAGCUCCUGCCCAAAUACAUUUUAGACUUCUCCCUCUUUGCGUAUCCGCUUCCCAACACGACCGCGGAGCACUGCCGGCAUUAAAAAAAUAAAAAAUAAAUACAUACAUAAAUAAAGUGAACUGGAUUAGCAUUUAAAAGAUGAAUUGUGCAUUAAUUUAGGCCCGCCGCACACUGAGCAAAACAGCCAAACGUGACAGAACCAUCGCAAUGAAAUUUGAGUUGGGUGACCUUUGCGCCACACAUCCACUGACUGCGACCCUGUAUCGGGUUCUGAGGCUCAACACUAUACUGUAUUAUAUUUUUUGACUGACCCGCCCAAAACAUGGCACGAUUGUCAAGGAAGAUGCGGAUGCCCAAUAGUAGUAAGGAGUGCGGAUAUUUUGAGUGUUGCCAACGAUCGAUCACUUACUGAAUUCUGUUUCAGCGACAGACUCCGCUCCUCUGUAAAUUCGUACUCUCCUAUAUUUUUCUACUUUUCUAUAAAGACUGUUCACGUUUGUA
Molecule: messenger RNA, 1709 nt
Organism: Phyllopteryx taeniolatus (common seadragon)
Lineage: Eukaryota; Metazoa; Chordata; Actinopteri; Syngnathiformes; Syngnathidae
Gene: chst14
Product: carbohydrate (N-acetylgalactosamine 4-0) sulfotransferase 14
Exons: 2
Coding region: 178-1290 (370 amino acids)
Biological process (GO): dermatan sulfate proteoglycan metabolic process; carbohydrate biosynthetic process
Cellular component (GO): membrane
Molecular function (GO): sulfotransferase activity
Source: RefSeq, a predicted model, not a curated record